ACUCAAGUGUUGGAUGAGGUCCCACAUGGGCUGGCAGCUUCAGGGCAUGGGAGGUCAUUGCCCAGAGGAUGGGAGGGGAAAGCUUGGUGGGGUGGUACCCAGACAGACUCCCAGGUCUGCUCUCCAGGCCAUCCAGCCCCUCUGGACUGUGCCCUGCUCACUCAAACAGGCUGGAAGUGCUGGGCAAGCUCGGUCCAGCCAUGAGCAGAUGAGGGGAUCAGAGGAAUGGAAAGCAGACUUCAGACCUUUCAACCCAUCUCAAACCUGCUUUCCUGGAGCCAACCUGCAGGCUGGGCAGGUAAGUACUGGCUGUGUAAAAAGUGCUGAAUGCUGUGACCUUUCCAUUAGUCCUUCUCUGCUUUAUCAUCUUCAGGCAGUCCUCGAGUCUUGUAAUUCCCACUUUCAGCAGUGAAUCCUAUCUCCCCCCCUGUUGAUUGACUGUGGAUAUGCUGGCAUCCAGGAUGGAGACAGUAGAAAGUGAGACCCUGAUUGAUGAGGUGGAGGAGAUGAGUGGAAGAGCUGAUGUGACUCUGGACCCAGACACCGCCAACCCCUUCCUCAUUCUGGCCAGUGACCAGCGAGGGGUGGGACGGGGGCACGAGUGGACCUUGCUGCCCAACAACCCCGAGCGGUUUGACACGGAGCCCUGUGUGCUGGGCAGCCAGGGCUUUGCUGCAGGGAGACACUGCUGGCAGGUGGAGGUGGCCGAGGCAGGGGACUGGUGGGCAGUGGGAGUGGCCCAGGAGUCUGUCAGGAGGAAGGGGGUCCUCAAUUUUACGCCCCAGGAGGGGAUCUGGGCCGUGGGGCAGUGGUUUGGACAGUACCAUGCUUUCAGUGAUCCUGACUGGACCCCACUGCACCUUACCUGCCUCCCCAAGGCCAUCCAGGUCUGCCUGGACUUCACAGACAAGCAGGUGACUUUUGCUGAUGCUGAGAGUGAAGCCCCAAUCUUUGCUUUCUGCCUGGCCUCAUGUGCUGGGGAGAGGCUGCGCCCGUGGCUCUGGGUGGGGAUGGACUCGUGGCUCAAGCUGUGGCCCUGACAGGGAGGGAACAUGAGGGGCAGGAGAGAGACUGGAAAGGCAAAUGCCAUCACCUUGGGUCUUGGUGCUGGGAACUCGGAGGGUCCUGCAUCCUGCUGGCUUUUCCUCAUGGGGAUCCUCUGGCCCCCAAGGAGAGGACUGGCAGGUCAUGGAGGUGGAUGCCACAACAGAGCCUCCUUUAUCCCCCCACUCCUCGGCUGGGACUGCAGGGACAACAGGGAGCACAGAGACUGGGUGCAGGGAGGAGCUU
This is a messenger RNA of Camarhynchus parvulus, 1290 nucleotides long. RefSeq names its product thaicobrin-like. The coding region runs from base 447 to 1040 and encodes 197 amino acids. The record is from RefSeq and is a predicted model, not a curated record. NCBI's taxonomy places the organism in Eukaryota, Metazoa, Chordata, Aves, Passeriformes, Thraupidae. Gene Ontology annotation, molecular function: protein binding. The transcript has 2 exons.